UAACCAGAGAUACUAUAUGCUUAUGCGUUAUUCAUUGACUGGUCUUUCGUCUGUUACGAUAGGCAUGUACACGCCCAUGUAGCCAAGUAAUUGCAGCCAACUUGGCUUUUAGCUCUUCAGCUUCAGAGCUUUAGUUUCCAAUGCUGUUUCAUGCAAUGAACGUAUUCAAAACACCCAAGCCACCCCAGAAAUUGGGCGUCACAACAACUGAAUUAACUAUUUUAAUUUCUUCUGACAAUUGUUCUUCCUUUCUCGUUAAUACCGUAACAAUUUAAUAAUGUCACGUCCUGAACACAUCGCACCACCAGAGAUUUUUUAUAAUGAUGAUGAAGCCAGGAAAUAUACAGACAACUCACGUAUCACUUCGAUUCAAGCAGAAAUGGCAUAUCGUGCCCUAGAAUUGUUAAAUCUUUCAGAAGGACCGAAAUAUCUUUUAGAUAUCGGGUGCGGAUCAGGCUUGAGUGGAGAAAUUUUAGAAGAAGAAGGACAUAUUUGGGUUGGGUUAGAUAUUUCCUCAGCCAUGUUAGAUGUGGCCAACGAAAGAGAAGUUGAAGGAGAUCUUUUCUUGCAAGAUGCAGGUCAGGGCGUAGGAUUUAGACCCGGUGUGUUUGAUGGAUGUAUCAGUGUAUCAGUACUUCAAUGGCUAUGUAAUGCUGAUAAGACGAUCAACAGACCAAAGGCUAGAUUACAAAGGUUCUUUUCAACGCUGUAUGCUUCAUUGACCAAAGGGGCCAGAGCAGUUUUCCAAUUUUAUCCAGAAAAUGAUGAUCAAAUCGAACUCAUUAUUGAUGUAGCUACUCGGUGUGGUUUCGAAGGUGGUUUGUUAGUUGAUUACCCCAACUCCAAGAAAGCCAAAAAGUAUUAUCUCUGUUUAUUUGCUGGUCAGCAAACAGGCAUAAAAAAUCAAAUGCCCAAAGCCUUAGGUGAAGACGGUGAUUUACACCCAGAUGAAGAGAGAUCGAUUCAAUAUGAAAAGCGGGGGCAUCAGUAUAAGAAAAAGAGCCGUGAUAGAAAAUCGGUGAAAAAUAAAGAGUGGAUUAACAAGAAGAAGAGAAUUGCAAGGGAGAAAGGUGACAAGCCGGUCGCUAACGAUUCAAAAUUUACCGGUAGAAGAAGAAAAGUUAGAUUUUAAUUUCUUUAAACCAGACAUUGAGUCUUUCCUGUCGUAUUAUAUCCAUUGUCUUCCUUAUACGCUUUUUAAUAUUUUUAAUUCACUGUAAUAUAUGUAUUAUAAAAUAUGUUUGCUUUUCGUAAGCUCAGAUUCUUUUUAGAUAGUGGUGGAAGGUAUCUUAAAAUACAGGGAUUUUUUCGGACUGUACUCAUUGGUAUUGAAAAGAU
Mycotypha africana is the source of this 1338-nucleotide messenger RNA. Its product is annotated as S-adenosyl-L-methionine-dependent methyltransferase. The transcript is spliced from 3 exons. The coding region runs from base 278 to 1132 and encodes 284 amino acids. Gene Ontology annotation, biological process: rRNA (guanine-N7)-methylation. NCBI's taxonomy places the organism in Eukaryota, Fungi, Mucoromycota, Mucoromycetes, Mucorales, Mycotyphaceae. Gene Ontology annotation, cellular component: nucleolus. Gene Ontology annotation, molecular function: rRNA (guanine) methyltransferase activity. The record is from RefSeq and is a predicted model, not a curated record.